Molecule: messenger RNA, 485 nt
Organism: Saccostrea cuccullata (small rock oyster)
Lineage: Eukaryota; Metazoa; Mollusca; Bivalvia; Ostreida; Ostreidae
Exons: 2
Coding region: 135-485 (116 amino acids)
Source: RefSeq, a predicted model, not a curated record
UGGUGGAGGACAGUGAUCUGGAGUUUUUCCUGACCACGGCGUCACAUGAAGUGAUAUCAGAAUACUGCCGGUCUUGGGAGUAUAAGAGGAGUGAGGGAGAGAGAUGUCUGUAUGUACCGGACAGACCGGAGAAGAUGUACGACCUCUUCAUAGACAAACUACAGCUGGAUAUCAUCACACACUGUACCGUGUCUGACGAGGGGAUUCAUAACAGAAUCAGUAAACGUUUGAAUAUACCUGAAGAAAUAUUAAGAGAGGAUAUCGAUGCUAGAGAAAGGUUUUUGAAAAACUUCAAGGAAGAAAAUGUAAAAAUGUUUCGCGCCAGAGGCAUGAUAGUUGGAUGUGCAGGUGCAGGUAAAACAACUCUUCUUAGCAAGCUUCACGGAGGAGGUAUAACAGAUGAAGAUGAACCCACUGAGACAACUAUCGGCCUUGAGGUCCAUGAAGAUUUAUUUACUAUUAAGGAAAAAAAGUUAACAGAGUAA